CUCGCGUUACCCACCUCACCCUUCCGGCUCCCGGUCCCUCCUCCACGGCGUCUCUGUCGUCAUUUCCUGUGGGUCUGCAUCGCCGAAGAGAAGAUGGCGGCGCUGGGGGAACCGGUCCGGCUGGAGAGGGAUAUCUGCAGAGCAAUUGAACUGUUGGAAAAACUACAGAGGAGUGGAGAGGUGCCACCACAGAAACUUCAGGCUUUGCAAAGAGUCCUUCAGAGUGAGUUCUGCAAUGCUGUGAGGGAGGUAUAUGAGCAUGUUUAUGAAACUGUGGACAUCAGCAGCAGCCCUGAAGUGAGAGCUAAUGCAACUGCAAAGGCUACUGUUGCUGCGUUUGCUGCCAGUGAAGGGCACUCCCAUCCCCGAGUUGUUGAGUUACCCAAAACAGAAGAGGGCCUUGGAUUCAAUAUCAUGGGAGGCAAAGAACAAAACUCACCAAUCUAUAUCUCUCGGAUAAUUCCAGGUGGAAUUGCUGACAGACAUGGGGGUCUCAAACGAGGAGAUCAGCUACUUUCUGUUAAUGGAGUGAGUGUUGAAGGAGAGCAUCAUGAGAAAGCUGUUGAGCUGCUGAAAGCAGCCCAAGGGAAGGUUAAAUUAGUUGUACGGUAUACGCCAAAAGUCUUGGAAGAAAUGGAAUCACGCUUUGAGAAAAUGAGAUCAGCAAAACGCAGACAACAGACCUAAUCAUUUAAAAACUUUAUGUUCCUCUUUGCUUUUAGCUAGAAAGUUUUACUUGUGACCUACUGAUGGCCUUGAUGCCAGUGAUUGUAAACCACCAGAAACUUCCGUGAAAUCUUCUUGCCAUUUUAUAAAUGCCUAUUUUAGCAUCACUUAUGGUUGUAGAGAAGCAUACACUUUUUUUCUGACGAGAAAAAGUAAAAGGUGAUGAGGGCAGUUCUGUCCUGCUGUUUUUACAGGCCUUUUUCAAAUGCAGAUUUUGUCACAAAGUUGUUAUAGAUUUUUAAAAAUGCUUUUUUAAUAUUAAAAUGUACUUUUACAUUCUUAAUCUUUUUUUAAAAAGAGCUUUUCUUCAUUUGGCAACUUAUUUACAAAUAACAGUUCUCCAAUAUUUCCUUUUGCUUACUCCAAUUUCUUUGUGAAAUUUCUUUUCGAUUUUCCAAAAUAGUAAAACUAGCAGUCUUGCCUUCAGCGGUUUAUCACAUUGAAUGUUGGCAUUGCUGCUGCAUUUUGUACUUAGAACAUAUGUAAACUAUCUGUAAUCAGUGGUAAAUCAUAGCUAUCGUGGAACCUUCUUAUUUGUAUUUAAACAGUGUAUAAUGUAUUCAUUUAUACUGAUUUGUAAAAGUAAGUUUUUAAACACUGAAGAAAUCAUUGCUAAAUAUGUAUUCUUUCAUAAUAUUUAAGCAGUGAAGUGAGAUGAUGUAAUUUGAUUAUUAACAUUACUAAUUAAAUCCCUUAUUUAUAUUUAACAGUAUGUCAUAAAUUAUAAACGCAAACAAGCUCAGAUUUCAACUUUUCGAAUUUUUUAUGCUAUUCAUUUAUAUUGAAAUAUAUUUCUCAUAUUUCAGUUCUUCCACGCCUAGAGAUGAGUCAGUUUGUGCUGAGGAAAAUGAAAAUAAGAAAAAGUAAUAACUUCAAAUGUGGAGCCGGAAGAGCCCAUCAUAAUUACUAUUCAGCUUCAGUUCCAGUUCGAGACAGGAAGAGGAGGCAGGGUUUGUUUAAGAUAGAGAAACAGGCAGCUUCUUAAGUCUCACAAAAUGCUUCUUUAUGAUUCAGAUAGCAAUGGGUGUUUGAACAAUGCUUUUUACCGUUUGUCCACUGGAUGUCACCAUUUUACUAAAAGGCAGCUAUCGAUGUGUGAUUAUGACUAAGUCUUCUAAAAGCUGAAAUCAAAGUUGAUUCAUUUUCAGUCACAGAUUAUAAGACCAUUUAUAAAGAGUUGAAGUGAUGAUAAAAAACUAAUGGGUUGAAAUGCAGGAAUUUAUCAUAAUCAUGACUUUAUUACCUUUAUUUUUUAAAAAAUGGGCAUUUUGUAACAUUCCUUCAGGAAGAAUGGAAGUGUGUACGUGUUUUUGCAUGUUUGUGAGCACUGUCAGUCUUACAAGAUAUCUGCAGCUUUCAGUGAUUUUCAGAGUAACAGUCGAUCGGCAUUGUUAUUUAUCUUUUAGGAAUUGAACACUGGAUUGUGCAUGGUUGAAUGUCUUUAGUCCACUACAAAAUGUGCUUGAUAUUGAUAGCAUCAUGUUGAAUUGUAUAUUUUCAAAAUUAGCUGAUGUGUUUUUAAAAUGUUGAGACCAAAGUAGUAUAGAAGAGUAUGACAUAUUUUAAUUGUAAGAUUACUAGAGGUAUUUGUUGUAAAAGUAUAUAUUAAAGUUGGUGCAUAUAGAAGAGUAAUAUUAUUGUUGUGCUCCUAUGCCUGCAUCACAGGGUAAGUACACCCUGAGGAAACCUUGUGUCAACCUAUCUACUGUGGCUACAGUUGCUCCUGAGGGCGCACACCAGCGUUCCCUUACAACUACAGCUUCCUGGUUCAUGUUUCAGCGAUUGCAGAAUUUCAGCCAACUUACAUUUUUUUUUUCUUUUUUUAGGUUGUUGAGUAAGCUAUUCUGCAGUAAUUCACAAUCUGUUCUUUGUGUGGGCUGCUACCUAUUUAUAAUUCGUAAAAUAAAAGUAACUUAAAGGAGCCAAAUACAUAGCUUUGCUUGGUACUAUUGAGCAUGAGUAGCAAUAGCUUGCUUUCAUUGAUAUGAUUCUCGUAUCUCAGAAUUUUAAAUAUUGACCAUAGGAAAACUCAGUGGCAAGUGUACAGUAGUCUUCUUGUGUAAUAAGGAAGUGAAGGAACUUUAGUAAAUGGAUGGUUUGUGAAUGAAACUAGGCACACAGUAAAUAUAUAAUAAGUAUUUGUUUCAUUUGCAACUUACAAAAACAAAUGUCCCUGUGUCCCAGCUUUCCUUUUCUUAAAUAUUUCAAAAUAAGUUGACUUGGUGAUUCUCAACCUUAGCUGCAUGUUUGAAUGCCCUGCAGAGCUUAGAACUUACUGAUACUCAGGUCCCUCCCAAUAACAGCCAAGUCAAAAUCAUUUCUUUAUUGGUUAACAGUUUUAAAUAACAUGUUUUGACCAAGUGUACCCCCUGUUGCCUUUAGAAGCUCACUCUGUAUAGUUCUGAUGAACACCCAGGUUUGAGGAGCACUGGUUCAUGGAAUUUCCAACUGUACUGGAUCUGGAAGCUACUUAAUGAUUGAUUAUAUUUCUUAGUACCUCCUUAUAGACUUAAAGGUAUUUGGCUUUCUAUCUUUUUAUGGGGUGUGGGGAACAGGGUCUCUACAUAGCCCUGCCUGGGUGUCCUGGAAUUUACUAUGUAAGCCAGGCUGGCCUUUUUUUCUUUUUAAAAAAAUAAAACCUACUAAUAAUUCAGUUGUGAAAUUCAGUGUUUUCUCUUUCUGCCCCCUUUACCUUUAAAAAUUUUUUUAAGUUAUUUGAAAGAUCAUGUUUAAAAUUUUCAGAUGUGAAACAUAAUGAUUCUGUGCUGUCUGCAUAUGGCUCCUUCACCCAUUCAUUACUGUACCCCUACAUUGUUGUAGCCUUGGGUUUUUGUUUGUUUGUUUGUUUUUGAAAAGGUAACUAUAUACAUUUUAUUUUAAUGUAUUUAAAAAAACGAGAACAUAUAUAUUUGAGUAAACAGCAUGCUGACACGGACCAAGUCUUAAAGACUUAAUGUGUUCACAGAACUAGCCCAGGCAAAGAAUAAAUACUAGAUAGUGUUUUGGGAAGAGAGUGAUCAUCUGGGUAGGAAAGAAAGAGCCUUGUGGAUGUGACUGCAGGAACACUUCUUUUUACAUGUGCAGAGUUGCUGACGUGCAUGACAAAAAUGGCCCAACCCACCCAAAUAGCCUCUCCAUUUGGUUGUCAACUACAGGGAAUAGAUGUUCCAGUUUUUAAGAUCAUCUGCUUGUAAAAUUUUAAGGUAUUUUGCUCAAGUACUUUGUUUACAAUUAAAAAUGAAUAGAAUUUACUAGAAGAUAAGGUUGUGACUUACCUGGAAAGCAUUGCCAGCAUGACUUGGUGUAGAUGUAAAAAAUACAUGUGAUUAUAAUGUGGAAUGCAUUGACAUGUAAGGACUAGUGGUUGUACCUCCUGAAUAAAUGUCUGUCUAUACAGUUUCUAACUUAUGGUUCAUUUCUCUUCUGGCAACAAUCUCAUUUUGUAGUUUUUAAUUUUCCAAAAUGCCUGAGUAAUAUUUCUUCAGAGGUUGUUGAAGUAAUAAUAGUUACAUAAUGAGGGAGCAUCACUUGAUUAUUAAUUUUCAGGAAGUUUUAAACUAAUUUGUAACUGGACAUGGUUUUUAAAAAUAUUGGCAAAGAUUUGAUACACGUGUACUCUUUUUAGUUUGAGAAAAUAAUUUGGAAUGUGAAACAGUUUUUUUCAAUAGCUGAAUCAUUUAGCAAUUAAAUCGUGAUUCUAGGACUUGUUUAAAGUAUAUUUGUAUGAGUCAUGCUUGUCCUUUGCAUUUGACGAAACUGAUUAAACUACAAACAGAUGUAUUUCUGAACACUGUGUAUAAAAUAACCUUUACAUAGAGUAAAAGCAAAAUCUGUGGUGGCUCCUGAAAUAAAACUUCAGAUUUCGGUA
Molecule: messenger RNA, 4594 nt
Organism: Mesocricetus auratus (golden hamster)
Lineage: Eukaryota; Metazoa; Chordata; Mammalia; Rodentia; Cricetidae
Gene: Lin7c
Product: lin-7 homolog C, crumbs cell polarity complex component
Exons: 5
Coding region: 94-687 (197 amino acids)
Biological process (GO): maintenance of epithelial cell apical/basal polarity; neurotransmitter secretion; protein localization to basolateral plasma membrane
Cellular component (GO): cell-cell junction; synapse; basolateral plasma membrane
Molecular function (GO): L27 domain binding
Source: RefSeq, a predicted model, not a curated record